AUGGCCAAGCCUGACAACCUCCCCGAAAUGGAGUACCGCUUCCUGGGCCGGUCCGGGCUCCAGGUGUCGGCCAUCUCGCUGGGCGGGUGGUUGACGUACGGCGGGCACGUCGACCGCGAGGGCACUUUCGCGUGCAUGAAGGCGGCCUAUGACUGCGGCGUCAACUUUUUCGAUUGCGCAGAGGGCUACGCGGACGGUGAGUCGGAGCGCGUCAUGGGCGAGGCCAUCCGCAAGUUUGGCUGGAAGCGGAAUGACCUGGUGAUUUCGACCAAGCUCUACUGGGGCGCCGCCUUUAGCGACCGCAAGAUCAACAACGUUGGCCUCUCCCGCAAACACGUCAUCGAAGGCAUGGACGCCUCACUCAAGCGUCUCGGCCUGGACUACGUCGAUCUGAUCUACGCGCACCGUCCCGACCGACACACGCCCAUGGAAGAGAUCGUGCGCGCCUUCAACCACCUCAUCAACACCGGCAAAGCUCUCUACUGGGGUACAUCAGAGUGGGACGCAGAUGAGAUCGCGUCAGCCUGGCGCUGGGCCGACAAGCUCAAUUUGAUCGGACCCCUGAUGGAACAACCUCGCUAUAACAUGCUCGAGCGCUUCCAGGUAGAGCGCGAGUAUGCACACUUGUAUCGCGAGGUUGGCCUGGGGUUGACCGUUUUCUCGCCCAUGAGGCAGGGGAUCUUGUCGGGGAAAUACAAGAAUGGGAUUCCGGAGGGGAGUCGGUUCGCGCAGACACAGGUUGAGUUUAUUGCCGGGUUUUGGAAGCAGACCGGCAAGGAGGAGUGGCAGGCUAUUAUUGAGCAGGUCAAGAAGCUGGAGCCGAUUGCUGAGAGACUGGGGGUUAAGCAGAGCGUGCUGGCGCUGGCGUGGGUGCUGGCAAACCCGAACGUCAGCUCUGCUAUCACGGGAGCGAGCAGUCCGGAGCAGAUCUAUGAGAAUAUGGAGGCGUUGAGGGUGUACAAGAAACUGACGCCCGAGAUCAUGGCCGAGAUCGACGAGGUGCUGAACAACAAGCCACCGGAAGUGAUGAUGCGGUUUCCGUAG
Molecule: messenger RNA, 1044 nt
Organism: Thermochaetoides thermophila DSM 1495
Lineage: Eukaryota; Fungi; Ascomycota; Sordariomycetes; Sordariales; Chaetomiaceae
Product: putative voltage-gated protein
Exons: 2
Coding region: 1-1044 (347 amino acids)
Source: RefSeq, a predicted model, not a curated record